GCGAGGGAUCGUAUCGUGUUCGGGUUUUCUCUCUCGCCACGAGUUUUGACUGUCACCCAACAUUUUGACAGAUGCUCACAAAUCUGAAAAUUUAUUAAAUCACAAAAUUAAAUUUCCAGCGCUUAGUCACCCAUCCACGUAAAUUACACCGCGAUCAACCCUUCUUCAACAAACUCACCUCAUCCCAAAAUCGCGAUUAAAAAUAAGAAAUUUAAGGAAUAUCUCAAACUAAAGGGAGUUCUUAAAAAGUGUCAUAAAAAUAAAAUAAAAACUGAAUCCGGCUUAAAAACUCAGCAUCAUUGAACAGUUGAACACAUUCGAAACAUCGAAGGUCGCGCCGCACUUGUCAAAGUCGAUCAUCACGCCGGUAUAAAUAACAGUAAUGAGCAACCAGGUGUGCUUUCGAGGUCCUCUGCGAUACUGAUAGCGAUUCUUUGAGCACGAGGCACUCGUGUUUUACGUGUGUCAACGACCCCUUGGUGCCGUUGCAAUCGAUCCCUGCAGUAUCGACUGUGCGUGAUUUUGCGUAAGAUACCAUUUUUUCGCGAUAGAAGAGUUGACUGAACCAGUGAGUCAUAAGGUUCUUUGGGAUUAUUAUUAUUAUUGUUCUCACUGUUAUCAAUAUUAUCUAUAUUAGCUCACUUACUCCCGAGUAAGCCAAGAUGAAUCAGCGUGCCGGGUCAGUGAAAAAUAGUUAAUUCUUCGAACUGUGCAUCUCUAGUUUCAGAAAGAGUGAUAUUUGUUUACUUUAAAAAGUGCAAGUUUAUCUAUUUUCAUCACGUCUAUUCAGUGAGUUGUGCCUCCGUUUAUAAACACUAUAACAAGAAAUAUAAUGCAAUAAAGAAUACUGCAUAAGCUCCAAAUAAAAAGCUUUAAUGUCCAAUAUAAACUUGAAGGAAUUUCGGCAAGCAACCCAAGGCCCGAAAAAGGUUCUCAAGACUCGUAGGACCCAUCAAAUUUAGAUGUUUGGACACACGAUAAUAAAUGACAAGCUGCUGUGAAUGAGCACCAAGUAAAGCAUUUGGAACGAGAAUCCAAGAUAAGAAUUUGUGAUAUUUUGAGGUCCGCAAUUGGAAUUGGGCCAGUGAGUGAGCAAGGUAGAUAGAAAAAGGAGUUAUCAAGUCCAGCAGAGUGUCGGGGAUUAGGUCAGAGCAUGCGUCGCCGCGGGGAGGCGAGAUUAGUACCUGUAGCAAAGCGAGAAUGUUGACUGCCCGAUCGGGGCCUCUUGGGCUCGGAGUGCCUCGAACCUUGGGGCCCGCUGAGGGUAGCGAUCAUCUUUUUCUACUGCCUGAGAGAGCCCUUGGCAUGGACAGCACCCACCUUCGUCAAGACCUAGCAGGACUCGACUUCAACCUUCACCUCAACUUACUCCACACGGCGCCUAAAGGCAACGUCUGGCUAUGUAAGUGUUCGGAGCCAAGCAGACUCUUUCCCCAUUGGAGAGCUGGAGCCGCUCCUGAGGAAAAUAGCCAAAGGUCCAGCUCUGCACACAAUCGCCACUCUCUCGCGAAGGAUGUGAGGCGUCGCAGUCUCUUCAGCGAGGACUCUCUCGACGGCGACGAUCCUUAUGAGAACCAAGGACGGGAGUCGUCGGGAAGUGCGAAGGACGUGGACAGGGCGAAACUCGUUCGUGAAAGGCAAAACGAAGAACGACAGCGGAAGUUGGAAGAGCUGAGGCAGCAGGCACUCACAGCUCAACGUUUCCGGGAGCAACGAGAGGAGGAACGGCGAAGACGUAUAGACGAACUCAGGUCACGAGAUAAUGAUAGACGAGUUCAAGUAGAAGAAAGAAAGCGGUUAAUAUGGGAAGCAGAAAGAGAAAGACGAGAGGCAAUUUUGCGGAAAAACCAGGAGAGAGAGGCCAGAAUUGACGCGAGGAAGAGGAACGAGAGGUCGCACAUUGUCUUUGCUUUUGGCAGCUCCACACCAAGAAUGUUGGAGCCUGCGGAUACCGGUGGUUCGACCUUCUGGGGAACUCGUAGGGCGACCUCGACAACGAACGUCAUGAUGUACCCAACUGCUCUACCCCUGACCAGGAGAUCUUCCGAACGGGAAUUAGAUAAUAACAAAAAACGAGCCACUUCUGCUGGAGGCCUCGAUCGAAAACCGGGCGAAGAUAUGAGAAUGUCUUCGUCCAUGUACGAAGUGUUCAAUUGGAACACUAGCCCUGAUCCUCCCUUAACUCCUGCUAAAAAUAAGAGAGCCAGCCUCUCUCUACCUCCUACCAAUGACAUCUUUGCUUUUGACGAUAAGUCAUAUAGCAAUGCUAGAAGUCCAAUGAUUCACCGGGGGGCCAGCGGUGAAGAAAGUGACGCAUCUCCUGGAACACCUAGUUCGGUAUAUCUACGAGUGAACAGGCGACGUACAGACCUUAUGCCCACAAUACCAUCCCCAAGGGAUGGACCACCGUCAUCGGGACGCAGUUCGAGUUCGAAAACCUUCACACGUUCACCAGGUAGGACUUACUCCAUGUCCAGGCUGGACCAACUUUCGAUACCUAGGAAACGUCCCACUGAGCUUAGCACACUGACGGAACAGCAAGCUCAGCCUCUGGGCGCUUCUAGCAUGAGUCGAAGCAUGUGUCAUUUGGCUGCAUCCGGAGCAAAGAACCUUAAACGUUCGGAUAAUUCUCGUAGCAUGGGUACUUUACCAGGCUCAGUUCCAAUUCCCCGGCCUACCAGGGCGGAGAGACUUCGCCGAAAGGCCCGCGAGUAUCAAAACCACCAUCAGCCAGGUAUCCGCAGCGGGGAAGCUACACCAAACAGUCAUUCGCGACCGCACAGCUCCAUGAGUCAACAGAGCGCCUGCAGCGUUGGCAGCAGUGUCGUGAAUCUGCGUCCCCGCACAGCCAACCCUCGUCGUCCGCGACCUGCUUCUAUCGCCGGAACUGGCGUUUCUAUCCCAGAACGACACAAUGUGCUUGGAGACAUGAAAGUCACAAAAGAUUCAAAGCCACCUCUGCCAAAGGUCCACAGCACUCCAAAGAAACCAUCCACGCCGAAAGUCACAGAAAUUAUAAAAAAACCAUCCGACAGGUUGAUUAAGAGCGCCAGGGCUUCACCUCGCGUUACGCCAAGAGCAACUCCUCUUCAGAGUCCUGGAAUCGAGCAUGUUCCUUUGAUUCGCGAAAAUACAACCGAUAUUAUCAAACCCUCAGAAUCAAAAGAGGUUAAGUUGGACGAGAAGCAGGAGGAGAAGAUAGAUCAAGGCUCGGAGAAAACUGAAAUUCAACAAAAUGUGAACGCUGUCGAAGUCAAGGUCACCGAGAUUAAGAAGGAAACGACCAAGGCCUCUGAACCAGUAACUUCUGCUCCUGUGGCAAAGACUUCGAAGGAAGAAAUAAAUUCAGAGACCUUAUCAGCUUCCACACAUGAAAUUACUUCAAAGAAAAACGAUAAAUCCGGCAAAAAGUCGCCUGAACUUGAAUCAAAAUCUGAGCUGGAGGUUGAAGAUCAAAUUGACAUGUCGGCGUCAAUGAUCGCGAAGAUUAAAAUAACGACUGAGGAAGAGGCAAAGGCAGCUUUGGCAGAGCGACGAAGACUCGCUCGCGAACAAGCUGAGCGAGAAGCUGAACUCGAGCGCCAGCGAUUGGAGGAAGAAGCACGCCUCGAGGCUGAGAGAUUGCGCGCUGAAGAGGAAGAGCAACGUCGCUUGGAAGAGGAGACUCUUCGACUCGCAAACGAAGCCCGAGAAGCUGAAGAGAUAAGGCUGCUUCUUGCUAUCGAGGAGGCGAAGAAGCGCGAGGAAGAAGAUAGAAAAAGGAGAGAGGAGGAGGCUAAACAGAAACAAGAGAAGGAGGAAGCGGAGCGAAAGGCCAGAGAAGAAGCAGAAAAACAAAGAAUCGAGAUGGCCGAACGACUCAAAAAGGAAGAAGAGGAGCGAAUAGCCAGACGCAAAAGAGUCGAGGCUAUUAUGCUUCGUACUCGCGGAAAGAAUCAGUCCAACUCUUCCAAGGGAGAAGGUGGUGAUGGCGACAAAUCAAAGGAAGAUAGUCCAAGUGACGAGAACAAGCCAAUGCCUGGCGACAAAGUUGAAGACGUGAUGACCGCCAGUUUCAUUUCCGAGGCGACUCAACAAUUUAUCACUGUCGAGCAGAAUGCCCUUCGUACUGAGAACAAUUCUUCGGACAUCGUUCGCAAUGGGAUGCACACCAAUGGCAUUAACGAGAGCAAAACCAUUCUGGAUAAUAAUCAGGAUAAUGGAGGAGAACUCAACGGUCACCACACGAACCACGGAAAUGGCAUCAACAGUCAAACGAUUGUCCUGGACAAUGCCACUGUCAAGCAAAACAACGUGACCAACAACCUGUUAGACCUGUCGGAGUUUGACACUUUGAGUAAUAGUGGUACUGGACCUAUACUCGAGCUGACGCCUAAUCUAGAAAAUGAAGACACGCUCAACUCGAAUCUUAAUCCAUCAGCCAUCGAGUUUACUCCUAUGCCCAACUCCUUUGUGCCUGCUGCUGCUAACGCCAACACUAAUCCGUUCCAGGAUGUUUUCAAUAACAAACAACAAGAUAACCAAGUACCAGAUCUUCUCUCAUAAGAAACGUGAAUCGCUCUAAUGAAUGAAGAAGAGGCAUCCGAAUGAAUAAUCAAGCUGCCCUGGACAGCCGAGAGGAUCGAUUUAAGCAGCGUCUAUUUCGAGAGUGUAAAUAAUAAGCGCUAUAGAUACAGAAACGAGGAUCCAAACAAUAAAUAAGGAAGAACCGGGGCGGUAUCCUUGGGAAGUACUGCUUAGCUCCGAACCGUUAAACUUGAUGCAUUAUCAGAAAAAAAUGUAAAAUAAUAUAUAAUGUUAAUUAAUAAUAUUAUAAAACGGCAAGUAUAGACACUUUAGCCCAUCAUAUUAAGCUAACCGGUACGAAACUAACUUUCUAGAGGACCUUUUGAGGGAAUAAUGCCUCAUUAUAACAUUUGAUUCGAGUCACGUGUCUGUAUUUCAUUUUACGGAACUUGAAAAAAGGUUCAUUUCACGAAUUUCCAUUCUCCCUGCAUAGCACUGCGUUUUCAAACGGAUUGGUAAAAGGACUCAUGAUUUUGGAUCGUGUAAGAUAUGUAAAAUUCUUCUGUUUCGUAGAAUAUUAUUGCUUGAUUCGAUGAAUCUGUCUGCUUUUGACACUCUCAGAAAGAAAUCCAGCAACAGCAGCAGCAGCAGGUAUACUUUGUAUUUAUACAAUUGGAUUAAGACUUCCUGUGUACACGGCCUAGGGUUCAAUUCCAUGUAUCGAGAAAUUUGUAUGCAUAUUCAGGAUUGCGGUAUAGCAUUUGAUUAUAGGGGAAUGAACUAACUAAUACUAGCAAUUGUGUCCGAGUAAUGAUGCGAGGAAACGAUAGCGACAGCGACAGCUUUUCUUCCAUACUUUUCGGGGCGUGCGCUCACUAGUCAAGCGAUUUUACUGUUUUUAUCAUAUUAUAUUGAACGAGCGAGAGAAAAAUAAGAGUGAAAGGAAGUGAGAAUGGAUGAGUGUUCGAGAAAAGAGCGAGAAAUGUAGAGACCACCAAGCACUGGUACUCUGGGUGUCCACUAGAUUUCAUUGUUAUUGCGAUUUCGUAAAUUUACCACAUUACUUUUUUUUAACUGUGAUGAUCAUUGUUUUGUUGCAUGGAUAUUGUACAGUGAGCAGCAUUGAAACACAUUUUUUUUAUAUUGAUUUUAAUUUUAAUUGUAAUUGUGAUUGUGUUUUUCAUUACCCGUCUUUUCGAGCAAACAUAUCCUGAAAAUAAUUCGCCGAAUUUUAACACGUGUUUUUUUUCCGCGAGAAUUCGCUUUCUUUAAAAAAGAAAACUGAAAGCUUCGAUUUUCCUCGAGAAAAUCCGACUUUUUCAGGUAAAUAAUGAUAGAGAUUGCAGAGAGUCCUUCGGGGAAUUGUCUUCAGGAUAGAUGAGCAUUUUUCGUGGAAUUUUAAUAGCUUGAUGCUGCACAUUUGUAUUUGUAAGGUCAACUUUAGAAAAAAUUCUGUGUGAAAUAAAGGUAGAAUUACUAACAUA
Belonocnema kinseyi is the source of this 5990-nucleotide messenger RNA. RefSeq names its product MAP7 domain-containing protein 2. The coding region runs from base 1201 to 4545 and encodes 1114 amino acids. Gene Ontology annotation, cellular component: microtubule cytoskeleton. The record is from RefSeq and is a predicted model, not a curated record. Gene Ontology annotation, biological process: microtubule cytoskeleton organization. The transcript is spliced from 17 exons. NCBI's taxonomy places the organism in Eukaryota, Metazoa, Arthropoda, Insecta, Hymenoptera, Cynipidae.